GAUGACAUGUUCUGUACACCUGAGAAGACGAAUAUCACCAGCAUCGGGGAUACUCAGGAUUCUGAGGUGCAGGUGUUAGAGAUAGCUCCAGAAGUCAUGGAGAACCGGAGGAAGAGAAGGCGGCCUAGGUGGUUCGCUGAGUACACUGAAAUGAAGAAGGCUAGAGCUACUUCGACACUCGUGAAUGCGGACCCACUUAGAGUGGUUGAUCGGAAGCUGCUCAAGACUUUUCACAAUUGGGUACUCGGCCAGAUUGGGAACAAGUACUCGAGAGAGUGCUUCACCGGUCGAUACCAUUCGUCUUGGUUCCUCGAACUACAUACUUCGAAGUUUUGGCUUGGAAACGAUCAUUUGGAUGCGGCACUCCAUUUGAUGAGGAGGCGACAACACUUUUAUCCAGAGGUCUACCCAAAUAGAUGUGUCAUCAUGCCGUGUAUUUUCCCAGUAGGAGUUAUUGCUCGGUGGGAAGCUGCGGGUGAUGACCAGGCUAACUAUCAGUGGGACGAGAGCAUAUUAGAUUUGAUUCGAGGGGAUGAAAGUCAAUUCUUGGCCAGUUGGAAGAAUAAGGAGAGAAUAUAUAUGACCCUCUACUUCGAUGGAGCAAAGCAUUGGGUGGCACUAGAGGUAGAUCUGGAUUAUUGGUUGUUGAACAUAUUUGACUCGAGCCUCGGAUCGAUUUCCCCGAACGAAUUGAAGAGUCACCUGGCAAUGUGGGAAAAAUUACUACCAAAUUUGCUGCUGCAGGCUGGCCUAUUCGAGACUCAUGACAUGAUCCUCGUGCCUCAACUUACCGCCUCAGAGAGCCAGGUCAGAAAUUUCACUUCAAAAGUCAUGGAUCGGGCCGUUGUUCCACAGAAAAAGACAAGCGGUAACUGCGGGAUGUACGUGAUAGAGCACAUUGAGCAUAGUAUGCUGGAGACUACGUUUGAUAAUAUGCACGAUGAGAAUAUGAAGAAAUUUAGAGAGCGGUGGUGUGUAGAUUUGUUUUACCAGAAUUUAGCAUGAACAAAUGUGUUUUUUAUUUGGUAUUUAUUAAGAUAACAAUGUAAAUGGUUUUUUUUAUUGGUAUGUGUAAUGCCCUGUCCAACAGGGACGCCACGUGUGUGCAAUUUAAUAAAA
Cannabis sativa is the source of this 1119-nucleotide messenger RNA. RefSeq lists its product as uncharacterized. The coding region runs from base 7 to 1005 and encodes 332 amino acids. NCBI's taxonomy places the organism in Eukaryota, Viridiplantae, Streptophyta, Magnoliopsida, Rosales, Cannabaceae. The transcript is spliced from 3 exons. Gene Ontology annotation, molecular function: cysteine-type peptidase activity. Gene Ontology annotation, biological process: proteolysis. The record is from RefSeq and is a predicted model, not a curated record.